Dreissena polymorpha is the source of this 1059-nucleotide messenger RNA. RefSeq lists its product as uncharacterized. The coding region runs from base 1 to 1059 and encodes 352 amino acids. The transcript has 2 exons. The record is from RefSeq and is a predicted model, not a curated record. NCBI's taxonomy places the organism in Eukaryota, Metazoa, Mollusca, Bivalvia, Myida, Dreissenidae.
AUGUCCAAUCUUGAACUUCAUGUAUUCUCAGAUUCGUCAGAAAAGGCAAUAGCAGCAGUAGUGUAUGUGGUAGGGUGUUCCAGUGCUGGUGAGAAAAAGGCCAGUUUUGUGAUGGGUAAAGCUAAGGUCGCCCCAGCUAAAGGUCAUACUAUUCCUCGUUUGGAACUUUGCGCUGCUGUUUUGGCCACAGAGCUGUACACUUUAGUUUCUGAGAAUCUUGGUGUCAAUAUCGCCGAUACUCAUUUCUAUACAGACAGCAGAGUAGUGCUAGGUUACAUAGGAAACCAAACCCGUAGGUUCCAUACUUACGUCAGUAAUAGAGUUCAAAAGAUCAGACGUGUAAGUUCUCCAAAGCAAUGGAGAUAUGUAGCAACAGACAAAAACCCUGCAGACAUCGGUACUAGAGGAGCCAGUCCCAAAGAAUUGCAGGAUGGCUUGUGGUUGUCAGGUCCAACUUUCUUUUGCACUCAGGAAACCCCAAUGUCGAAUGAGUUCUUUCCACUUCUAAACCCACAAUUAGAUGUUGAAGUUCGCACAGAUGUUGUUACCAUGAAAACGUCUGUUGGUAGCAAUGCUCGCUUGGAAACAGACCGUUUUGAGCGCUUCUCAUCUUGGAGUAGAUUACUGCUUGCUCUAAGUGUUCUAGUGCAUGUUGUUUCGUCUUUCAAGAAGUGUUGUAGUCAGAGAGGUUGGCAUGGAUGUUCCAUCUCUAGUUCCCCAGAGAGUAAGUCUAGAGCUACUGAGGUUGUGCUCCGAGAAGUUCAGUAUGAUUGCUUCAAAGCAGAAGUUGAUGCUCUUUCCUCACAGAGCCCUGUAGGUAGUAGUAGUACUCUGGUUGCAUUGGAUCCAUUUCUGGAUGAUGUAGGAUUGCUGCGAGUUGGUGGACGCCUGCGUCAGGGUGACUUUCCAAUAGAAGAGAAACACCCCAUAAUCUUAGCCGCAAAACACCAUGUCACUAAGUUGCUCAUACGUCACUACCAUGAAUCCGUUCAGCACCAAGGGCGCUUAUUCACUGAAGGUGCAGUAAGGCAGGCAGGUUAUUGGAUUGUUGGAGGGUGA